Linum tenue is the source of this 1344-nucleotide messenger RNA. The record is from the annotation of a GenBank genome assembly. NCBI's taxonomy places the organism in Eukaryota, Viridiplantae, Streptophyta, Magnoliopsida, Malpighiales, Linaceae.
AACUCGCCAGCCGCCGCCGAACUAGAUCUGCUCCUGCCCAAACAACCUCACCGCGACGUCAUCGCCUCGCCAGUCGCCUCUGUAGUCUGUACCACCCGGAAAUCGAUCCUCACCGAAAUCGAACCUCACCGCUCGCCAGCCGCCGCCGAACUCGAUCUGCUCCUGCCCAAACAACCUCACCGCGACGUCAUCGCCUCACCGCCCAGCUCACCGCUCCUGUCUCCAGCAUCUCUAGCCAUCCCCCAACUCUCUCGCUGCCGGGCCAACUCACCGCGCCCAUCGCCUCCUCCAGCCUCCAGUUCAGCUCGCGUCUCCAGUCUCUUUAGCUACCGGAAAUCGAGCAUACCUCCUCAAAACUUCGAUCCAGGGAGCUGCAACUCACCUAUAUGUGGCUCUGCAUCCGCAAGUGAAAGGGGUGUCAGGGGAAUUCUUCAAGGACAGCAACUUAUCCAAACCGGGAAAUCGAGCAUCAACUCGGAGCCCGUGUUGUGUUCAAAAAGAAUAGAUUGGGCUUGGAGAUUUUGUUUCCCCUUCCUUCGCCCCUUGGUCGUUUAGUUGGUGGGUGCUCAAGUUCGGUCAAGUUAGGAGCAGAGGAAUCGAUUCUGAGGAAAGGGAUACUCGCGUUCACGGCGAUUGCACCAGCCCUAGCUCCGAGUAAAAAGCAUACAGUGCUGGUCCUAGAGUUUACAGGCGAGAGACACCACCAGUCUACCUCUUGAAAACAACAACAGCAACACUCGAGCGCAACUGCUCCACCAGUCCACCAGUCUUUCUUCCACCACUCGAAUACAAUUAAGUGAUUGACAGUAAGUUCUAUGCGUCGAAGAAGAAGUAUUCCCCAUGGGAAGUCAUCGACAGUCUCAAAUAAUGAGUCAAUUCGACCAUUAAAAAUUGAAUGGUAUAAGAGAGCUGUUUUUUUACCACCAGAAGGUGUAGUGGAUUCUAAUCAGUCUCUAUCUGAAGCACAAAAUAAAAUUUCUGAUGAAAUUCUUGCACAUAAGUCAGAGUUGAAGAGAAUUAAUCAUCCUUUGGCCAAAUUAGCAAGAAGGAAACGUGCUAUUUAUAUAAGGCAGAAGCGUAUAUAUGGCAGAAUGGUGAACAUUCCUACCGAAAAAUGAUGAAGAAACUCCCCAAAUGCAAGAGAAGGAGGCGUCAACAUUUAAUGGAUCAAAAUGCGACACCAAUGGCGAGAAUGCAACUACUAUGGAUGGACGUACUGAUGUUGUCGAUGGAGCAGGAAGUGAAAAAAACCAGAAAAAACGGAAACAUGGAGUUGUCUACGACGAUGAGGAGUAAAUAGAAGAAUUCUUUUAAAACAAAUUUAGGAGUCGGUUACCUUUCAUG